Molecule: messenger RNA, 4950 nt
Organism: Juglans regia (Persian walnut)
Lineage: Eukaryota; Viridiplantae; Streptophyta; Magnoliopsida; Fagales; Juglandaceae
Exons: 17
Biological process (GO): DNA integration
Molecular function (GO): nucleic acid binding; zinc ion binding
Source: RefSeq, a predicted model, not a curated record
AUGGAGGAUUUUAAUAACUGGAUUCAACAGGGGGUUUGGACCAUGUUUUGCUUGAUGUAUACUCAGAGCGACGUGCCUUCUCUUGGUGUAAUGGUCAGCAUGGACUUGCUCGCUCUUAGGGACGGUUGGACCAUGUUUUGCUUGAUGUAUACUUCCGUUUGGUUUUUCCUAAUGCUAUGUGUUCUUACUUGCCACGAUCUACUUCGGAUCAUGCUCCUAUGUGUAUUGAGUUCAAGCAAGACCUGUCCAGCCCCUUUUCGGUUUCAACAGAUGUGGGUUCAACAUCAUAAUUUUCUAGAUUGUGUUCGGCAAGCUUGGACACUUCGAUCGGGUGGUUCAGCCAUCCAAAAUCUGAUUAUGAAGCUAAAACAGACUAAAGUUGCUUUGCGUGCUUGGAACAAAAGGGUUUUUGGGCAUACGGUGCAUCAUAUUGCUACCCUUGAGAAUAGGGUUGAGGAGCUUGAAUUAAAGCUUCAAUUAUGCUGGGAAGAAGAUAUUGAUCGAAAGCUUCAGGGGGCCAUAUCGGAUCUAGGGGAGCCGCUGAUUGAGAAUCCAAAUCUUGAGGGGCUUAUUGACCCGGUCAUCUCCGUGGAGGAGAAUGCCUCCCUGGUUUGCGCACCCUCCUUGGAAGAGGUGGUUAAAAUUGUUGUGUGGAAUGCAGUGUCUGAGUUCUUUGCUUCCAAGUAUCUACCAAAAUUUUUUACAACUUCUUAUUUGGUUCUUAUUCCAAAGAUUGACUUGUCUCUUGCCACGAUUGGUUUGCUUGGAACAAGGAACUUUCAUUCCAGGUCAAACCCAUGGUAUUCGGUUAUGAUGAAUGGGACAAUGAAAGGUUUCUUCCCGGGAGGCCAUGGCCUUCGACAAGGUGAUCCUCUAUCCCCCUAUUUGUUUAUUAUUCAGCUGGAGAUCCUUUCCAGGUUGAUCCACCGAAGUGUGGCUGAGAAUAGAUUUGGGCAAUUUCAUCAGCCCGAGGUCCCUCAAGCAGUCAUCAAUAAGAUUCAUCAGAUGAUGAGUUCUCUCUUUUGGGGUGAAUCCAAUGGGAAAGAUAAAAUGAAAUGGGUGGCGUGGAAACAUAUUUGCAAACCUGUGACUGAAGGAGGGCUCGGGUUGAGGCAUCUCAGGGACAAUCAAACAUCUCUGCAUAUGAGUUGGGAUGUGAAUCUUCUAGAGAAUUUGGUCGGUUUAGAGAAUGUGGAUGAUAUUCUAGCCUCUCUAUCUGUUUUAAACUCAGGGAAGGAUGUUCUUGUUUGGACUCCCUCUGAGACAGUGCAGGUCAUUAUGAAGACAUUAACCAUGUUCUCAAUGAGGGCGAUUUUCCUAAAUAGAUAUGGUCCUUUUUCGGUAACCUCUUUGGACUGCCGGUUGGUAGUAAUUGGAAGCUGCAUGUCACCUCUUGGUUCCGACGUGCUCAGUCAAAUUCUCAGGCAAUUGGAAAUCCUCAUAAUUCAACCGGUUCCUUUAAAGGAAAGGCGAUGCAAAUUAGUAAAGUGGCAUAAACUGCCUUCAGGGUGGUUUAAAUUGAAUACAGAUGGUAGUAGUCUUGGGAACCCAGGUGCUAGUGGUAUUGGUGGAGUUAUUCGCAAUGAUCAAGAGGUUGACUCUUUGGUGAUUAUCUCUUGGUGGAAUAGGGGGAGGUGUAGGAUUUGGUACCUAGAGGACUAUUGGGAAGAAAUUGUUAGUUUGACUCAAGUCAUUAAUUGUCGGUUUCAACAUGUGUUAUGUGAAGGGAAUAAGAUGCCGGAUUGGUUGGCAAAGGAUGGUGCCAAUGGUGUCGAUUUGGAGGAGAAGAAAGUGAAGUUGGCGGUAAUUGAGUUCACUGAUUAUGCUAUUAUUUGGUGGGAUCAAUUAGUGACCAAUAGGAGAAGGAAUUAUGAGAGGCCUAUAGAGACAUGGGGAGAGAUGAAAGCUCUCAUGAGGCGGAGAUUUGUUCCUAGCCAUUACUAUAGAGGCCUUUUUCAGAAAUUACAAAAUCUUACACAGGGGUCUAGGAGUGUGGAGGAUUACCAUAAGGAGAUGGAGGUGGCGAUGAUUCGGGCUAAUGUAGAGGAGGACCGAGAGGCCACCAUGGCUAGAUUUUUGAGUGGGUUGAAUAGGGACAUAGCCAAUGUAAUUGAAUUGCAGCAUUAUGUGGAGAUAGAGGACAUGGUGCACAUGGCUAUGAAGGUGGAGAGGCAAUUAAAGAGAGAAGGGACAGCAAGGUACACUACGGUUUCUAGCACUACUUGGAAAUCAAAAUGGGAUAGGAAUGAUCCAGCUGAAGCAAAGAGAAAGACCGAACCACCUAAGGGAAAAGAUGAGGGAACUAGCAACAAACCCAAGGUAGAAUCCCAACCUUCACGGAAUAGAGAUAUCAAAUGUUUUAAAUGUUUGGGUUCAGGGCACAUUGCUUCUCAAUGUUCAAAUAGGAGGCUGAUGAUUAUGCGUGACAAUGGGGAGGUGAUGACUGAGAAUGAGGAUGAUAGUGAUGAGGAGCCUGAGUUGGUUGAUGCUAGUGAUGAUGAUGGAGUGGUAUAUCCUGUGACAGGUGAGUCUCUUGUUGCUAGGCGUGCUUUCAAUGCACGCAUUAAGGUGGAUGAUGCAUAGUAACAGAGAGAAAACAUUUUCCAUACUAGAUGCCAUAUCAAAAAUAAGGUAUGUAGUAUGAUCAUUGAUGGAGGGAGUUGUACUAAUGUGGCUAGCACUACUUUGGUUGAGAAAUUGAAUUUACCAACCUUAAAACACUCUAGACCAUACAAAUUGCAGUGGUUGAAUGAUUGCGGAGAGGUUAGGGUGGAUAAACAAGUGUUGGUUACUUUUUCUAUUGGGAAGUAUCAAGACGAGGUGCUUUGUGAUGUUGUGCCUAUGCAUGCGGGCCAUAUUUUGUUGGGGAGGCCGUGGCAGUAUGAUAGGAGAGAGUUUGAGGAUGUAUUCCCGGAGGAGAUGCCAAAUGAGUUGCCACCCAUUAGAGGCAUUGAGCACCAGAUUGAUUUUGUGCCCGGGGCUGCUAUUCCAAACCGACCAGCCUAUAGGAGUAAUCCAGAGGAGACAAAGGAGCUUCAGAGGCAAGUUGAGGAUUUGAUGAGCAAGGGGGACGUGAGGGAGAGCAUGAGCCCUUGUGCAGUACCAGUGCUACUAGUGCCAAAGAAGGAUGGGACGUGGAGGUACGUUGUUAGUACAAAGGGUAUUGAGGUGGAUGAAGAGAAAGUCAAGGCCAUCAAGGAGUGGCCAACGCCAAAAAGCAUCACUGAGGUAAGAAGCUUUCAUGGGCUAGCUAGCUUUUAUCGGCGUUUUGUUAAAGACUUCAACAUCAUUGCUGCACCACUCACUGAGGUAAUUAAAAAGAAUGUUGGGUUUCAUUGGGGGGCUAAUCAAGAGAAUGCUUUUGCCACUAUUAAAGAAAGGUUGUGCUCUGCACCUGUGUUAGCAUUAACUGAUUUUAACAAAGCUUUUGAGAUUGAAUGUGAUGCCUCAGGAAUAGGGAUUGGAGCCGUUUUGAUGCAGGAUAGGCGGCCCAUAGCCUUCUUCAGUGAAAAGUUAAGUGGGGCAUCCCUGAAGUACCCUACUUAUGACAAAGAGCUUUAUGCUCUUGUUCGUGCAUUAGAGACUUGGCAGCACUACCUAUGGCCAAGAGAAUUUGUGAUCCAUACCGAUCGUGAAUCAUUGAAGCAUCUCAAGGGUCAAGGUAAGUUGAAUAAAAGGCAUGUUAGAUGGAUGGAAUACAUUGAGACCUUUCCCUAUGUCAUCCGUUACAAGCAAGGUAAGGAGAACAUUGUUGCUGAUGCUCUAUCCCGGAGGUAUCAUGAUGGUUAUUUGUUUAAAGAAAGCAAACUUUGUCUGCCAAAUUGUUCUAUGCGUGAGUUAUUGGUGCGUGAGGCACAUGGUGGGGGAUUAAUGGGACACUUUGGUGUUAAGAAAACUUUAGACAUUUUGCAUGAACAUUUCUUUUGGCCUAAGAUGAAGAGAGAUGUUAACCGUAUUUGUGGAAGGUGCAUUACAUGUAGAAAGGCCAAAUCUAAGGUUUUGCCACAUGGGUUGUAUACACCCUUACCCGUUCCUAGUGAGCCAUGGGUAGACAUAUCUAUGGACUUUGUUUUGGGGCUGCCUAGGACCAAAAGGGGUAGAGAUUCUAUUUUUGUUGUUGUGGAUAGAUUCAGUAAGAUGGCACAUUUCAUUCCAUGCCAUAAAACAGAUGAUGCAACAAAUAUAGCUGACUUGUUUUUCAGGGAGAUAGUGCGACUCCAUGGUGUACCUAGGAGUAUUGUUUCUAAUAGGGAUGUUAAAUUCCUUAGCUACUUUUGGAAGGUGUUGUGGGGGAAAUUGGGUACUAAGCUCUUAUUUUCCACUACUUGUCAUCCACAGACUGAUGGUCAGACUGAAGUAGUUAAUAGGACUUUAACUCAGCUUUUACGCACUGUUGUUCAUAAGAAUUUAAAAACUUGGGAGGAUUGUUUGCCAUUUAUAGAGUUUGCAUAUAAUAGGACGAUGCAUACUACUACUUCAUACUCUCCUUUUGAAAUUGUUUAUGGAUUUAAUCCACUUACUCCUUUGGAUUUGAUGCCUUUACCUAUUGAUGACAGGAAUUGGGUUUGGUUUCACAUGCGCAAAGAAAGAUUCCCAGCCCAUAGAAGGACUAAGUUGCAUCCUCGAGGAGAUGGUCCUUUCCAAAUUCUUGAGAAAAUUAAUGACAAUGCAUAUAAAGUGGAUCUUCCAGGUGAGUAUAAAGUUUCUGCAACUUUCAAUGUUUCUGAUCUUUCUCCUUUUGAUGUAGGUGAAGAUUCGAGGUCGAAUCCUUUUGAGGAGAGGGGGAAUGAUAGGAACCAAGGUGGGCCUACUCUUAAAGAUCUUUUGCAAGUUCCAGAUGGGCCAAUUACAAGAUCAAGGGCAAAGAAGAUCAAGGAAGCAAUGCAAGGAUUGGGAAAAGUGCUCUCAAGGCUCAAGAGGAAACUUGGACCUGAGGUGUGGAUGAAAUGA